AUGACUGCGGAGCACGACUCGGAGCAUGAGGGAAGCGUCGAGGAGAUGAGGGAAGCUGCAAAGAAAGCUGACGCUGAGGAGAAGGAGAAAAUGGAGGACGAGGAGAUGACAAGCCGUCCUUCUUCGCCUGAGCAAGAGGUGGAGGAGCCCUCUCAGGUUGUAGAGCCCGAAGUCCCAGAGGAGGGACACGAGGAGGAACAGGACGUCUCGGACUUGCCGGGAGUGUCUCCGACCGAGCACCGGCACAACCACGAAGAGCAGGAAGGGCAGGAAGAGCAGGAGGAUGCAGUUGAGGAUGCAGUUGAGGAGGCAGAGGAGGAGGCAGAAGAGGAAGUUGAGGAAGCGGAGGACCAUGUGGAUGCGCCACAUGACGGUGAUCACGAGGAAGCAGAGGCCGAAGUACCUGAGCAGGCGAUGCUGGCGGAAGGCGAUGAGGGUGAUGCUCCUGCCGUAGAUCAUCAAGAGGAUGAAGUAGCAGAGGAGGACGCAGAAGAGGAAGAAGAGGAAGUUGAAGCUGAGGAAUAUGUUGAGGACGACGCUCCAGGAGGUCAGGAGGAGGCUGAAUCAUGGCCUGCCCUGCCGUCUUCCAGGCCGGCAGCCCCACGUCGCUGGACAGGCCGUGCAGCGCAGGAGCCAGUUUUGGACACGAAUGAAGACGAAGAGGAGGAGGAGGAGGAGGAGAUGGAAGAGGAGGAGUGGUACGAUGAGGAGAUGGAGGAGGAAGUGGAAAAUCUGAGGAUGCAGAUGAGGCAGAUGGAAGAGGAGAACGAGAGUCUCCAAGACGAGCUGAGCCAGGAGAAGACCAGGGUGAAGCAGCUUCAGAAGCUGCAAGUCGAAGCUGCUCAGGCAGCUCACCGAGAGUUCGAGGCCAAGAAACGUGAGGCUGCAGCACUGCGCGAGCUCGAAGAAGCGAAAGCGUACGUCUCCAAAAGGCACACCUUCGCCUUGAACGACAAAGCCGAGCUGCUGAAGCCUCA
Symbiodinium necroappetens is the source of this 977-nucleotide messenger RNA. The record is from the annotation of a GenBank genome assembly. NCBI's taxonomy places the organism in Eukaryota, Dinophyceae, Suessiales, Symbiodiniaceae.